UGCGUCCGCCCAGAAUUCCCACGUCUAAUGAUCACUGGUUCCACAAGUGCCACAAGUGCCACAAGUGCCCCAAGAGGAGCCGCCCUCCCAAUCGCAGCCAAUUCUGACUCCACAGAGAACGAUGCGGUUGCCGCACAGGACAUCCUCACGUGCGGCGCCUGCCAGAAGGCAUUCGCCCUCUCGGACAUUGUCAAGUUCAUCCAGCACAAGGUGCUGCAGUGCAACAAGGAGAACUAUGGCCAGUGCUCCACGCAGGGUCCCCAGAUGGACCGCGACGCGGAGGAGGGCCGCCCCCUGAGCCUCGUCAAUCGCCGGCCCUCGAUCUCGGCCAUACCCAUCACAGGCCGCAAGUCCGCCCCAUCCGUUGUGGUCACCAGUGCUGGUGGCGCCUCUGCCACAGCAGCGGCCGUUGCAGUCGCCGCAGCAGCAGCAGCAGCGGCAGCGGCGGCGGCGGCGGCGGCGGCCAGCAGCACGGCCAGCGGCUCUCGCAUACACACCCCGCCACCAAGUCCUGCGGAUCUGCUGGCCGAUGGCGCCAGCAGCACGCCCAAGCGUCUCGUUGACGAGAACGACAACACAACGCCCAAGGACAGCGAGGCGGCAGCCACCACCUUGGACUCGAAUGCCGUGGCAUCCGUGCGCGGCAGUCCGGCGACCAUUGAGCGCCAGGCGGCCGGCGAAAGCAGCUGCGAUCUGCUCGACGAGGAGCAGCAUCCACACACCCCCAAGGUCAAGCAGGAGCCCUAUGCCGGCGACGAGGAGAUGCCCCAUCUCGCUGAGUCGCACCAGGAUCAGGAGCAGGAGCAGGAGCAGCAGCAGGAGCAGUCCGUGGCCGAUUGCCAGCCCCUGGCCAAGCGGCCCAAAAUGGAGCUGGUCGAUGCCGAGGCCAACACAGUCCACACAGAGCCCAGCAAUUACACAUGCUCCACUUGCAAGACCCGCUACACAUCCGCGUGGCGCCUCAUCCAGCACGUCCAGCACUCGCACGGCGUCAAGAUCUAUGUAGAGGCCACUGGAGGCGCUACCCUCACCGUGGCCACGCCCGCUGCCCUCAAUAACAGCGCCUUGGCCGCCGCUGCAGCCGCUGCAGCAGCCGCUGCCGCCGUUGCGGUUGGCGCUAGUCCGCAGCCCGCUGAGGCGGCGAUAAAGCGCAGCAGCCCCGCUGGAGCGGGAGUCGCCUCCGUCUCCCUGUCCACCUCCGUCAGUUCCACAUCCUCCGCGUCGCUGGCCAACACGAGCAUCGGCAGCGGCAUCGGCAGCGGCAGCAACAGCAGUCACCAGCAACAGCAGCAGCAACAGCAGCAACAGGCGGCGCAACAGCAGCAACAGCGCGUGCAGCAGCAGCAGCGCGAGAACCUCGCUUCGGCAAUGGCCGCCGGAAUGCGGCAUCAUCCGCUGCUGGCGCCGCCAGAGGCGAUGCAUGCCAAUCCCUUCCAGCUGCUGCGCAUGCCCCUGCCGCCGGCGCUGGCCCAGGGAAAUGUAGUUCCUAGCGUGGCGCCACUGUUCGGCCACGGCCGCCCCUCGCCCGCCGACCACUACCGCAUGGAGCAGCUGGUGAGCGAACAGUUCCGGCAUCACGGCUUCAAUCUGGCAGCAGCCGCCGCCGCCGCCCAGGCGCAGUUCAAUGCCAACGGGCAGGUGGGAGGACAGCAGUUGAAUGUGUCCGCCAAUGUUCCUACCGUCGCCAGUGGCGAGCCGCGUCCGCCCUCGAGCUCCAGCAGCGGCAGCCAGCGCGGCUCCGUGCCGCCCGCCGCCCUGCCACCACCGUCGCUCAGCUCCCAGCAGCAGCAGCAGCAACAGCAGCAGCAACAGCAACAACAGCAGCAACAGCAGCAGCAGCAGGUGGGAGGCGCCUCCACGCCUGGUCUGGUGGGAGGAGGCAGUGGCUCCCUGAAGCUGGAACCGCAGCAGAUGGAUUUUUACUCGCAGCGAUUGCGUCAGCUUGCGGGCACAACAAGCCCUGGAGCUGGCAGCAUUGUUAACUCGAGCUCGCCGAGUCCUCGACAGAAGCAAUCGCCGCAUUUCGCGAGCCCCUCGCCCUCCCAGAUCCCCCAGCACCACCACCACCAGCGGCCCCACUCACUGACUCCCCCAGAGAAGAGCGGAGAUGCGGGCUCCGAGAACGGCAGCCUCUGCCUGGCCCUCGCCAGCACCCCGCGGUCGGCCAGCACGCCACCAUCGAAGGGCAGCAGCUCCGGAGUCGGAACCGGAGCCGGAGGAUUGGGCGGCCUGAGUCUGGGCCUUAAUCUCGGCCAGGGAGGAGGAGUAGGAGGUGCGGAGCAGGCCAGCUGCUUUGCGUGCAGCUACUGCGACAAGAAGUUCCGCUUCGAGAACAACCUGAUCAUCCACCAGCGGACGCACACUGGCGAGAAGCCGUACAAGUGCACUGCCUGCGACUUCGAGUGCUCGCACAUCCAGAAGCUGAUGAAGCACAUGCGGGUGCACCGCAGUCCGGGCGAUGACCAGGACGGACAGGAUGGUCCCGACGAUGGCAGCAAUGCCGAUUCGCUGGAGACGAACGAGGCGGACAACGACGAAGAUCCCAAUCCGGAUGAGUCCGAGGAGGAGAUGGGCGAUGCCGAUGGGGACAAUGAUCCCGAUGGCGAUGUCGAUCCCGAUGCCGAUGGCGAGGGCGACGAUGAGGACGAGGACGAGCUGGAUGACUGUGAGGACAUGGACUACAAGGCCGAGGAUCUCAGCGUGAGCAACCGCAUCGACGGCAAGAGCCAGAGCCCCAAGACGACCAGCUCCGGGGCCACCUCCCUGGUCGGGGAGCUGAUGGACAAGUUCGGACUCUCGAACAUCGCCCAAUACAGCGAGGCCUACAAGCAGGCGCUGCAGGAGUCCGGCCGGAAGGAGGCCGCCUCCGUGGCCGCUGCCGCCGCUGCAGCCGCCGCAGCUGCCGCUGUGGACAACAACAACCGUGGUGGUGGCUCCGGGCCUGGCUCCGCCUCGGGAGCGGGAGGAGUGGGUGGCGCUGACAAGAUGAACGGCCUGCCUGUGGCCGCGCUCCGGCUGCGGGACGAGUUCGCCAAGAACUGCAACAUGUUCCAGCAGCCGCAGGAUGGGCCCGGCCAGGUGCCGCUCUUCAAUCCCUUCCCCAAUCCCUUCGAGCUGAGCAAGCGCAUGAAGAUGGACGGCGGCGACUGGUGGGGCAUGUCCGCCCUGCACCGCAACGAGGCGCUCUUCGAGAACCUCAAGCUGAAGCCCCUGGGCCUGGGCGGCGCGAACGCCCUCAUCCAGGGUCCGCUGCUGAAGAAGGAGAGCCGCCAGCGCAACGACACGUGCGAGUUCUGCGGCAAGGUGUUCAAGAACUGCUCCAACCUGACGGUGCACCGCCGCAGCCACACGGGCGAGAAGCCGUACAAGUGUGAGCUCUGCUCCUACGCCUGCGCCCAGAGCUCGAAGCUCACCCGCCACAUGAAGACGCACGGACGCACCGGCAAGGACGUCUACCGCUGCCGCUUCUGCGACAUGCCCUUCAGCGUCCCCUCCACCCUCGAGAAGCACAUGCGGAAGUGUGUCGUGAACCAGGGCAAGGCGGCAGCCGCCGCCAAUGCCGUGGCCGCUGCCCAGGCCGCCCAAGCUGCCGCCCAGCAGCUCCAGGCAGCCGCCCAGCAUGCCCAGGCCGCCCAACAGCAGCAGCAGCACCAGCAGUCGCAGCAACAGCAGUCGCAGCAGCAGAUGCCCGUGCAGUCGCAGCUGUCGCCCUCAUGCCCCAUGGGCGUGGUCGGGUAUCCGCCACAGUUCGGAGUCUCCGUUGGGGGCCACAACCUCUCGCUGCCGGGCAGCGUGAGCGGGGACAACGACUCGAAUGCGUCCUCCAGCCUCACCGCUCACCCCAUUUCGCUGAAGGAGGAGGCAUGACUUUUUAGCAGCUGGAGCAGCGCGCCACACCCGCACCAACACCAACACCAACACCCGCAUUUGCCACAACUGCCACACCAUGCUGCGGCACAUCUACAUCCGCAUCCGCAUCCGCAUUCGCAUCAGCAUCCCCAUCCAGCGCUCUCGCAUCCCCAUCCGCACUCGCACCUGCAGCUGCAGGGGCCGCUGGUAACGGCACCGCCGCCAACGCUCCACCAAUUGGCCAGCAGCAGCAGUCGCAGUCGCAUCAUGUCGCGCAUCUUCUAAAGAUGUCCACAGCACAGCCCCUUGUACAUAGAACAGCUUCCCCCUCCCUUCUCCUAAGUUGACAUCAAGUUACGGUUAUGUACCGCCAGCAGCAGCAGCAGCAGCAGCAGCAGCCCCCACGGAUACCCUGCAACUUUUACAAAAAGAUUGCUCCCAUGCAACCGCUCCAUGCACCCCCGAGACCGACACCGCCAGCUGCACUCAGCCAAGCUCCUUGAAGGCGACUAAAAAAAAAUACACGACCAGAGGCAUUUAAUACCAAAGCAAUAACCGUUAUGUAAUAUAAUUUUAAAGAUUCCAAUUUUUUUUCCAACCCCUAAAACAAAUCGAAACGAAACGAAACGAAAGUGAAACCAUUUAUAUAUAUAUACAUAUUUUUUUUUAUCACCCAAUUUUUUUGUGCUUGUAAUUUAAAAAUAGAUCCUUAGAUUAUUGUAUAUUUAUAUGUAUCGAUGACGAUGGGUAAUCGAAACUUAUCGAUCGAGAGAAAGAGAGUAAUCGCCUAGCCAGUAAUCGUGUGGACACACAUUUUCCAGUGUAUUUUUAGGCCUAAGCUAAGGGAUUUGUAUAUGAAAAAUGGGGAAGAAAAAAGAAUGAAAAACCAA
Molecule: messenger RNA, 4739 nt
Organism: Drosophila persimilis
Lineage: Eukaryota; Metazoa; Arthropoda; Insecta; Diptera; Drosophilidae
Gene: Cph
Product: neurogenic protein mastermind
Exons: 5
Coding region: 28-3867 (1279 amino acids)
Biological process (GO): regulation of transcription by RNA polymerase II
Cellular component (GO): nucleus
Molecular function (GO): RNA polymerase II cis-regulatory region sequence-specific DNA binding; DNA-binding transcription factor activity
Source: RefSeq, a predicted model, not a curated record